AUGCCUCACUCCACGGAUAUCCCUUCCUUUGCGGCCUCCCAACUCACCCUCCUUGACGCCGAACUCCAAGCUGAGCUCUCGGAAACAAAUGCGCUCCUCUCAUCCCAUACUCCCACCGCCCUGUCCCGUGCCGGCCUCGCCAUCUUGAACCUGAAUGUCUCGUCUGUACGCACGGGCUUGGGUGGUAAGACUGUAGUUGAGCUGGCUCUAGAUCCUGCAGUCGUGGCCAAGGGCGAGAAGCCCGACAUACCUGAACAUGGCAUACGCGUGGGCGACAUCGUGGCGGUGCAGGAUCAGCCGAGUGGAAGUGCGAAGAAGACGGAGAAGAAAGAGCUUACCAAAAAGGGUGCUGAGGGUGUGGUGUUGAGGGUGAGAAGGGAGAAUGUGGAGGUUGUACUGGACAAGGAGGAUGCGGAUGUGCCCAGUGGAGGGAAGCUGUGGAUAGUCAAGUUGGCGAACGACGUUACGUAUAAGCGGAUGAACCAGACUAUGAGCAGACUGCAAAAAUUUGGGGAUCAGGACUAUACACCUUUCAUGCGUGUUCUGUUCGGACAGGCUUCACCUACACCUCUGCCCUCGGAUCUCAAUGACCCUUCACACCCACUUCACAAACUCGAGUGGAAGGACCAAUCUUUGAACGACAGUCAGAAAGAGGCGAUUAGGUUUGCCCUAUCCUCUCGAGAAAUUGCUCUCAUCCACGGUCCACCCGGAACCGGGAAGACCCAUACCUUGAUCGAGCUCAUCUUGCAACUUCUCAAGCAGAACCUUCGCCUCCUGGUCUGCGGCCCAUCGAACAUCUCGGUUGAUAACAUUGUGGAGCGCCUGGCCUCCCACAAAGUACCCAUGGUCCGUCUAGGCCACCCAGCACGCCUUUUGCCCUCGGUCCUGAACCACUCUCUUGAUGUGUUGACACGGACUUCCGAGGCCGCUGCCCUCGUUCAAGACGUCCGCACAGAGAUGGACGGCAAACAAGCCUCCAUUCGUAAGACGCGGAACGCCCGAGAACGACGUCAAAUAUACACUGAGCUCAAAGAGCUACGGCAGGAAUAUCGCGAGCGAGAGAAGGGAUGCGUCAACAACCUUGUUGGUGGCAGCAAAGUCGUACUGGCCACGUUGCAUGGCGCUGGUGGUUUCCAUUUAAAAGGGCAGGAAUUUGAUGUCGUCAUUGUUGACGAGGCAAGUCAGGCUUUGGAGGCACAGUGUUGGAUUCCGCUGCUGUGGGUCAAGGCGGGAAAGCUUGUGUUGGCCGGAGAUCACCUGCAAUUACCUCCUACGAUCAAGUCUUUGCACUUCAGGGAUAAGAAGAAGACCAUGAACAAUGCACAGGAUGCAAAGAAGGGCAAGGAUGAGGACGCGAAGAAGACAGAUGGAACAUUGAGGAUCCAAGGCAUGACACUCGAGACUACACUGUUUGAUCGAUUGCUCGCCUUGCAUGGGCCAGGCAUCAAGCGCAUGCUGACGACGCAGUACCGUAUGCAUGAGACCAUCAUGCGCUUUCCUGCUGAUGAGCUCUACGAGUCAAAGCUAGUCGCCGCAGAUUUUGUCAAAGAGCGCCUACUCAAGGAUCUUCCCUACGAAGUUCAAGACACCGAGGACACGCGAGAGCCGCUCGUCUUCUGGGACACACAAGGCGGGGAUUUCGCAGAGAAAGCGGAAGAUGAAGGUGUCACUGGGAAAGGUGGGAAGGGCAUGAGGCUGGGGGACAGCAAGUCGAACGAGGGGGAGGCGGCUUUGGUCAAGAUGCACGUGGGUAAUCUGGUCCAGGCAGGCGUCAAGGCUGAGGACAUUGCGGUUGUGACGCCUUACAAUGGCCAGGUAGGUUGA
This is a messenger RNA of Plenodomus lingam JN3, 1824 nucleotides long. NCBI's taxonomy places the organism in Eukaryota, Fungi, Ascomycota, Dothideomycetes, Pleosporales, Leptosphaeriaceae. The record is from RefSeq and is a predicted model, not a curated record.